Messenger RNA from Chelonoidis abingdonii (Abingdon island giant tortoise), 2054 nucleotides. The record is from RefSeq and is a predicted model, not a curated record. Lineage: Eukaryota; Metazoa; Chordata; Testudines; Testudinidae.
AGUGCCGGCGGAAGCUGGCGGAGAGGGUGGGGUUCGUGCCGUGGGCCUUGCAGGAGCUGGCGAGGCGUCUGCGGAGAUGCUGGGGCUUUAAGAAAGACACUAAGUGCCAUCAGAGCUGCGACACUGGACGAGCUGUGUCCCUUAAACUAGGAAACACAACGCCACUGAAAAUCCAGUGUUAAUAAUAAAGGUCACUAUGAAGGUUCUGUAUUGUCAGCAGAAUUCAGCUGGAGAGGAAAUUACAUGUGUCUUCCAGGAAAGGGAAAAUCUUCCUGUUACAAGAGACAAUGAUGUGAAAAUACAGGUUAAAGCCUGUGCUCUGAGCUGGACAGAUAUAAAGCUUUUAUCAGAAAUGAAGAUGAAGAAAGAAUUUCUACCUGUUGGGAGGGAAAUUGCUGGAGUGGUGUUGGAGGUUGGAAGCAAAGUGUCCUUCUUUCAGCCAGAUGAUGAAGUAGUGGGAAUCUUGCCCCUGGAUUCUGAAGAGCCUGGUCUCUGUGAAGUUGCUCUAGUUCAUGAGCAUUAUUUGGUUCAUAAACCAGAAAAAGUCCCUUGGGUUGAAGCAGCAGGGACCAUUCGUGAUGGCCUGCGAGCAUACACAGCCCUACAUUAUCUUUCCCAUGUUUCUCCUGGAAAAACAGUACUAGUAAUGGAUGGAGCAAGUCCAUUUGGUACAAUAGCUAUUCAGUUAGCACAGCACAGAGGAGCCAAAGUAAUUUCUACAGCAUAUAGUCUUGAAGACAAGCAGUACUUGGAGAGGCUUAGACCUCCUGUGGGCAUGAGGCAACCUUUAAUUGCUCGAGUCAUUGAUGUCUCAAAUGGUAAGACUGAUGUGGCAGAAAGCUGUUUGGAGGAAACAGGCGGGCUGGGAGUGGAUAUUGUCCUCGAUGCUGGAGUGAGAUUAUACAGUAAAGAAGAUGAGUCAACAUUAAAACCGCAACUGCUGCCGCACAAACAUGAUAUCAUUACACUUCUUAGUGUUGGAGGACACUGGGUAACCACAGAGAAAAACCUCCAGCUGGACCCUCCAGAUAGCCAUUGCUUGUUUCUUAAGGGAGCCACAGUCUCUUUUCUGAAUGAUGAAGUAUGGAAUUUGUCAAAUAUGCAACAGGGGAAGUAUCUUUGUAUCUUAGAAGAUGUAAUGGAGAAGUUAUCCAAUAGUGUUUUCAGGCCUCAGUUGGAUGAACCAGUCCCAUUGUAUGAAGCCAAAGUUUCUAUGGAGAUAGUUCAGAAGAAUCAAGCAAGAAAAAGACAAGUCAUCCAAUUCUGAAGCACAAGUUCCUUGUUUCUAAGACUGGGAGACAGAGAUAUGUAAUAUAUUUGAGAAGUAAAUUGGUGUGCAACUUCAAAUAGUUCUGUAACUAGGGUCUGAAGAUAGUGUCUGGGCUGUGAAUGUUUUGGUACUGAGACUUUUCAUUUCCCUGUAUCAAAUCUAAGAAUGAUUCCAUCAACAACUUUAAAGAGAUACCAUUAACUUAAAAAUCACAUCAUCUGAUUUUUCCCUCCUAUUACUGUUAUAAGUAACAUCUAAGAUUAUUUUGGGGCUAGAGAAAAAAUAUUUUUUCUGAUUGUUCAGUUUUAUUUUUUGCAUUUGACAGCAUCUAAAUAGUCUGCUUCAGUCUUUGACAUACUCUUUUUAAACAGGGAAGAGAAAAAUAUUAAAAAAUAGGAAAAUGUAGUAGUAAAACUAGCAAAAUUGGCAGAGGGAUUCUAGGGGUAGGCACAACUUAUUUGUAACAAGGUUGGGUUUUUUUGUUUGUUUUUUAGGGUUGUUUUUUUUCAAACUGAUUUGUUCUCAAGUUUAUCAUGUCCCUUUAAGAUUUGAAUUACUGUUCUACAACCAUUUCAUAACAUCUCACUUUUAUAUAGCUAUAAAAUUAAGGUAGACAAAUGUGAAUGAAAGAUUACACAGAUAUGCGGUCAGUCUUUCGCUUUAGUGUUCAAUUCAUGUUAAUGUUCAAUGCACUGUAUUGCGCAUAGACUUUGUUCCUUUUUAUAUUGCUAAAUAGUAGGAAAUGUAAACUGAAUUUCCAUCUCUGACAUCAUUCCUAAAACAC